Molecule: messenger RNA, 1339 nt
Organism: Calliphora vicina (urban bluebottle blowfly)
Lineage: Eukaryota; Metazoa; Arthropoda; Insecta; Diptera; Calliphoridae
Product: abscission/NoCut checkpoint regulator
Exons: 3
Coding region: 108-1187 (359 amino acids)
Biological process (GO): mitotic cytokinesis checkpoint signaling; abscission
Cellular component (GO): cleavage furrow; centrosome; midbody
Molecular function (GO): phosphatidylinositol-3-phosphate binding
Source: RefSeq, a predicted model, not a curated record
AAUUCAUUUCAUUCUACCAUAAAAAACAAAGUCGAGAUAAAACUUCAUAAAAUCAUAAACAAAUUGCAACAAAUUAUUAAAUGAACAAAUAAUUCUUAAAAACAACAAUGUCCUGCUUCGGUUGCAGUAAAAAAUAUGGUUUAUUUUGCAAAGAGUAUGGCUGUCCUAGCUGUGGCUAUUCCUACUGCGCCAAGUGCCUUAAACGUCCAGUGGCUGUGCCCAGACAUAAUAACAAGGUAAUGAAUGUAUGUUUGAUAUGCUACGAUAGAUUGUCCAAAAUACAAGAGGUCGAAAAGGUUAUCGAUGUGGAGACCCUGCCCGGCACCAUAGUGACCAAAGCAAACAAGGGAGCGGUCAAUGAACAAAUUGUGCAAAAAGACAUUAAUGCCCUGCUGGAGGUGGAACCUUCGGCUGCUUUGAUGGGUGAGGUAUUGGAACCUAUAUCCCCAGCCAAAAUGACCACUUCAACACAUUCCAGCGGUGAAAAUUCCGACAUCACCGAAAAUCUUGACAGUGCAAUAUUACAACGUUUGAGGAAUUUGAAAGCUCAUGAUCCCACCACAUUUCCUAGUGAUGAUGAGAUACGUUCGCGUCUUUGUAAACUGAAUGGUAUGCCUCAUAAGGAUUAUUCUAAAAAGGAUUUACUCUUGAAUAUGGAUCAACGUACUGAUCAGGAGAAAAUGAAUGAUUUGUUGGCUCAGUUUAUGGGAGAGACACAAUUGGAUCAACGUUUAGAGACGGAACGGCAAGAUACUCUAUCGGAUAUUGAAAGAAGAUUAAAAGCUUUGAGGGAUGAUCCUGUGGCAUCAUCUACAAGUGGAAAUUUUGCAGUAGGUGCAACUUCACCGGAUACUAAUACGCCCAGUGACAAUGAGAUGGAUGAUGAGACUAUGCUAAAGGGAAUUAUGGAAAAGUAUUUAGCUGAAGCUCGCUUACCUGAAGCUCCCAACAAUUUGGAAACCGAACUAGCAGCUAGUGUACCCCAACCGCCAACAGGUGUGGAGACCGAAGAAUUGCCCUGGUGUAAUAUAUGCAAUGAAGAUGCGGUGUUUCGUUGUAAAGGCUGUGAUGGUGAACUAUUCUGUGCGCAAUGUUAUCGUGAGUGUCAUGACGAUGAUGAGGAAUACCGGGCUCAUGUUAAAGAGCCCUACAGCGCACCACCCAAAUUUAAAGAAGAUCAUUUUUAAACAGCCAGAAUUUUGUUUUCUUGUUUUUUUGUAAGUUUUUAUCAAGUAUUUUUGUUUUUGUUUAUAUGCUUAACAGUAAUUUAAUAUCUAAAUAAUAAAAAUUAAAAGGGGAAAAACUUAUUUAGCAAAAUAAAAUAAUCAAAUAACUACUA